This is a messenger RNA of Orycteropus afer afer, 1181 nucleotides long. It is a transcript of the gene WDR93, whose product is annotated as WD repeat domain 93. Gene Ontology annotation, molecular function: protein binding. NCBI's taxonomy places the organism in Eukaryota, Metazoa, Chordata, Mammalia, Tubulidentata, Orycteropodidae. The record is from RefSeq and is a predicted model, not a curated record. Gene Ontology annotation, biological process: electron transport chain.
AUGAAGCGACCCAUUUAUACACAAAAGGGACCGCUGGAGGUGCCCUCCACAUCAGAGAAGGACUGGUCUAAGGAUGAUGAAGAGGAUUAUGGCUUCAAGGAUCCAGAUCAGGAACUGGAUUCCCUGCCUCAGCCUUAUCGAAUGAUCAACAAGCUGGUGAACCUUCUGUUUGACCGGUCAUGGGAAAUUAUAGAGGAGAGGGAGGCAUCAAGGGAAGCUGAGCUCAGUCGGAUUCAGCCCAUCAUCUAUUCUCCACUUGUAGAGAUUAAGCUCAGCACAAUGCCAAAUUGCAUGGUUAUUUCCCAAGACUAUGUGUUUAUUGGAGGAGCCAAAGGAUUCUCGAUCUACAAUCUGUGCAGUGCUAAAAGAAUAUGUGCUUGGGAGAAACUUAAAGUUGAUGUCACUUCCAUUAGUGCCACAGAUUUGGGGGGUGACAUACUUAUUGCUUCAGUGGAUGAAAUGGUAAUUAGCACCUAUGAAGCAAGUGUGGUAUACCAGGAGGAUGCCAGCAAGCAAACCACCUGUAUAAAGCUGGAGAUCUCUCAUGGAGGGGACUUCGCAGCCUUCCUCCUACAAGGAGCCGGAGAUGUUUGGCUAGAUGUGUAUAAGUUGCCCAAGGAGUCUUGGCUCAAAGAGGCGGAGCACCCCCUCAACACUGUAAAUCUAAAGAAAAAAGCCAAACUACUGCAACUGAACAAUACUGACCCUAUAACUGCAGAUAAUUUAGAAAUGGAUGUGAAUGCUGUUUUUAAAGGAGAUGCUAAGUUGAGCCUUCCAGUUUACAUAAUGAAGAUUAAACCACCUAAACCAGUUACAGGUUUUACUGUGCUGAUCUUUUCCUGGGAUGGUUCUAUUCGCCUCAUGGAUGUGGCCAAGCCUGAAAUCGUCUGUGCCUUUGCUCCGCCCAGGUCCUACCACCUAGCAGUCCCCUGGAAGCCACUAUUUGUUUUAUCUUUACACCAUCCAUGUUUCCUGCUUCGAGGAGACCAUCCAGAUGAAAUUGAACAUACUGACAAUGUCAUUGGGGUCAGAAAUUCUAUUUUCUAUUUUAACUUUGAGACCCAUCCACUCCUGGAAGGGAUCUUAAGAAACUGCAUCGUUCCUCAAAGUGACUUGACAGAUGAGACCUUCUCCCAGACACUACCUUUGGAGAAGAGAUGUGAGCACUUCCUCCAAAAGAG